This is a messenger RNA of Arabidopsis lyrata subsp. lyrata, 2351 nucleotides long. RefSeq names its product telomere repeat-binding protein 1. Bases 378 to 2102 code for a protein of 574 amino acids. Gene Ontology annotation, molecular function: protein binding. NCBI's taxonomy places the organism in Eukaryota, Viridiplantae, Streptophyta, Magnoliopsida, Brassicales, Brassicaceae. The record is from RefSeq and is a predicted model, not a curated record. The transcript has 10 exons.
UGGUCGUCUUUCUUAAGGGUUUUUGUUUUUGUGGCGUUUCACAGAGAGAGAGAAAUAGAGAUUGUUUUUGCUUGUGGUGAGAGAAGAUCGCAUCGUGUGGGUAGCGUUUCAAACAAGUAAAAAAAAAAAAGAUAAAAAAAAGUUUCCGUCACUUUCUCGAGGAAGACGGGGUUUUGGUGUGAGUCCUUCGUUUGCGUUUGUCUUUUCAUUUUCCGAUCUCGUAAUUGUCAUGUUAUUCGCCGGAAAAGUGAAGAUUGAGAUUUAAAAGGUUGCGAAUUACCUUCACAGGAUUUUGUUGAUUGGUGUGAUUCUAAGCCAUUGGUCAACAAGUUUUUUUUCGUGUGGCAAUCACAUAAUCGUGUUAUGCAUUCUGAGAAAUGGUGUCGCAUAAGUGUGUAGAAGAAGUUGGAUACAAAAGCUACUUGUUACCUGCCAAUGCAAGAGCACCCAGAUCCGCCCGGAAGAGGCGUAGUAUCGAGAAGACGAUAAGUGAAGAUGAUAAUAUGUGUGCAAUUGAUUUAUUGGCCACCGUAGCUGGACACUUGUCAUUUGAGAGCGGGAGUUCUAUCGACAAACUGAUUGAAGAUCAUCGUGUAGUUACACAAAAGAGUGUAAAGGAGGAAUUCCUGGAGGAAGAAAAACCUCUAAUGCCAGAAGCUUUAUCCGGUGAAAAUCCUUAUCAGGGAUCUUUGAGCACCAGCGGUUUUAGUUCUGUGAUAAAUGGUAAAGUAGAGAACGAGGCAGAUGGUUUUAGUUACUCUGGUGGUAGUGAUGCUUGUCAAGUUGGGAGCUUCAGUGAAGAUAUAAAACCGGAUAUCGAUGGCGAUGCAUUAGUUCUUGAUGCGAGAGCUAAUGUUGUAGUUAGUUUAGGUAGUAGUAGUAGAACCGAAGUGCCAUCAAUUGGGAAUUGUGAUUCCCAUGGCGUUCGGGAUGAUGUAAAUUUGUUUAGUAGAGAUGAUGAUGAAAACUUUUCUGGGUACAUUCACCCGCGUGUUAGAAAAAAUUCACCUAGGACUGUGCCGCGUAUUGGGGACAGAAGAAUCAGGAAGAUAUUGGCUUCUAGACAUUGGAAAGGAGGUUCAAGACAUGCAGAUACGAAACCAUGGAGAAAUUAUUACUUGCACCAUCAGAGGAGCUAUCCUAUCAAGAAAAGGAAAAACUUUGACCACAUAUCUGAUUCAAUUACUGAUGACUACCGUUUGCGCACUAAGAUGCAUAGAGGCAGCAGAAAAGGUCAAGGUGCAUCCUUUGUGGCAAGCAACUCCCAUGUGAAACUACGGAUCAAGUCGUUCAGGGUGCCUGAGCUUUUCAUAGAGAUUCCAGAAACUGCUACUGUUGGCUCAUUGAAGAGAAUGGUGAUGGAAGCAGUGAGCACUUUAUUGAGUGAUGGACACCGAGUUGGUCUGAUGGUUCAUGGGAAGAAAGUCCGUGACGAUAACAAAACCCUUCAUCAGACUGGGAUCUCUCAGGAUAACACCCACUUGGACUCUCUUGAUUUUAGCCUUGAACCCAGCUCAGAUAUGCCUCAACUGUUAACUAGUCACCCGUCGGGACAUGCUUCUGGGGAGCUGCUACCUGUGUGCCAAGCUGCUAACAUGGACAAUGUGUUGGAAUCUGUCCAUCAUGACUCAGCACUAUUCCCAUCUGACUCAUUAGGCAAGAAUAACGUAACAGGAGAUUCUAAAGCUAUGAUUCCUGUGGCGCUCACUGAAUUGGCUUCUCGACCACCUUGUCGUAAACUUAAGAGAAGCGAACAGCAGCAGCAGCAGGCUGCACAACGCAGAAUUCGUCGACCUUUCUCAGUUGCUGAAGUAGAAGCACUUGUUCAAGCAGUUGAGAAACUCGGUACUGGAAGGUGGCGAGAUGUUAAGCUUUGCGCUUUCGAGGAUGCAGACCACCGCACUUAUGUCGAUCUCAAGGAUAAAUGGAAAACGCUGGUCCACACGGCUAAGAUAUCUCCACAACAGAGGAGAGGAGAGCCAGUGCCACAGGAACUUUUAAACCGAGUCUUGAACGCUCAUGGCUACUGGACACAGCAACAGAUGCAGCUGCAGCAACCAGAGACACAGGCUCAAACGACAGAGGCUCUGCUGCUUCUCUAGUUGAAUUUGCUGCAGGCUGGAGGUCGUCUCUCCUAUGUGUAUUACUACUAUUGAUGAUAAUGUAAGAUUCUGACAUAGAUGCAAAGAUUUGGUAUUUUACUUGUUUCUUGGUUUCUUUGUUUUAACUUUUCUCAAUGUAAAGUUUUUAACUGGAAUAAGGUUUUUCUGACCAGUUUAGGGCUUUAGAGGAUCUCUUGUACAUUUUUUGUGACAUUCUCUUCACAUAUUUCUUAUCUAGACUUUGUAAAA